This is a messenger RNA of Saccoglossus kowalevskii, 1560 nucleotides long. RefSeq lists its product as uncharacterized. The record is from RefSeq and is a predicted model, not a curated record. Lineage: Eukaryota; Metazoa; Hemichordata; Enteropneusta; Harrimaniidae.
AGGAAUAUCAUGAGUCCCAAGUCAGCACAAACUGCAGAGGCUUGGUUGAAAGUUGCAAGUAAACCAGAUCGAGAAAAUGCCACUCAGAUAAUAUUGGAUGCUAGUAACAAGAAAUAUGCUGAUGAUGCAGUAACAGAACAUGUGAAGCCACAGUUCCAACCUUCCAUUAGAAGGUAUCUAAAAGGUGCUGGAGCUGAAGAAGCAAGAGCAUUAGCAAGACUGUUCCAUACAAUAGAACACCGACCAAUACCAGCGCCACCGUCGAGUGGACCUCAUUACCACAUCACUGACUACAGUAAAAUGAAUAAAGUGACUAGACAUAGACCAUUUAAACGGGAGUUCAUUCUACAUCCAGAAUUUAUUGACAGAUAUCCAAGAGUCAAUAGUAUUAGUGCCACUAAACUUGUGUCAUAAUAUUGUGCUUGUAUAUUUUACCUAAAAGAGAUUGCAGACUUGGAAUUCAGAAAUUAUAGCUUUUGUAAAACUCCUUACUCCUAAACCUGUUAUUUUUUUUAAUUUAUCUCUUUCUAUAUUUGAAAACUUGUUACUUUCAAAUCUACUAUAAAACAGCACAGAAACAAGGAUCCUAGUUUGAGUGUAAAUUUUUGUUUUUAAACUUUUACCAUUAAGUAAAUAGGCACUUUGUUUAUAUUUUCUAAUUCACUAUUCCUGGACCUUGUUGCCAAUGCAGAAAUGCUCAAAUUUUUGUAAAACACUGGUUUCAGUUGAGUUGAGUGAACAUAGCCACUAUAAAUAUUCUAUUGCAAGUGAAAAGGUGGCUUUCAAUGGCGCUAUUUGUUGACUGAACUGCAGUGUUGCUUUGAUACUAAACAACAAACCUGUUAGUUUUAAUAUAGAAGCUAGUAUAGUGGUAAUUAACUUUAAAAACCUUGUUCUGUGAGUCAUACUAAAAUGGCUGUACUUUAGCACAAUGCUAGAAAGUUAAUUGAAUAAUCAUGUUAAAAUUUGUUAUAAAUGAAUGAAAUAUUUUGUAUAUUGUCUCAUAAUGAGGUCUUAUGAAAAUGCAUCAUGUCUAUUGUAUUACAUAAAUUCACUACGUUCAAUUACCACCAUAGACUCCGGUCAGUCAAAAUGACUAUUUUGAACUGUAGGCAUUAAUCAGCGAUUCUGCCGGUGACAGAGAGAUACAAUCUAGGUCAGGAGAUGAAAUCUAGUGAGCUCUGCUGGAUCGCCUGCUUUUUUUUCCUGUCCGGGUUUCUAGCUUGGGUUUUUGCCGCUGCAUGGCAUCGGACAUUGUAGCUGGUAGGAUAAGUUUUUCUUGUCAUUUUUACCCUCGUGUCAUUUUCCCCUUUGUGUGAGGUAUUUUUCACAACAAAGAAAUUAAAACCCGGCACCUCUACAUAACCACUUGUUGGUUUCGCGGCGGAACCUUUUACAACUGUAUUUUUUUUCCCUCAUGCAUGUCGUCUUUUAUUUACAAUGUAUUUAGCAGUGUAUAGAUGUAAUGACAGCACCAGGGCUUGCUGCCAUUUUCUUUUUGGUCUCCUCGUGUUCCGAGUCGACUGUCCAGUGGUUAUAUUCAGACUUUACCAGCAUAGA